Haliaeetus leucocephalus (bald eagle) is the source of this 545-nucleotide messenger RNA. RefSeq names its product vesicle-associated membrane protein 4 (gene VAMP4). The transcript has 9 exons. Gene Ontology annotation, biological process: vesicle-mediated transport; Golgi ribbon formation. NCBI's taxonomy places the organism in Eukaryota, Metazoa, Chordata, Aves, Accipitriformes, Accipitridae. The coding region runs from base 80 to 493 and encodes 137 amino acids. The record is from RefSeq and is a predicted model, not a curated record. Gene Ontology annotation, cellular component: membrane.
CUGCUGCUGCUGCUGACUCGCCGCCGCCGCACCGGCCAUUUCCCGCCGGCCCGGCCCGUAGCGGAGCCCGGUAGAGACCAUGCCUCCGAAAUUCAAGAGGCACCUGAACGACGACGAGGUGACGGGCUCGGUGAAGAGCGAGCGGAGGAACCUGUUGGAGGAAGAUUCAGAUGAAGAGGAAGACUUUUUCUUGAGAGGGCCGUUGGGACCCAGGAAUGACAAGAUCAGGCAUGUCCAGAACCAGGUGGAUGAAGUCAUCGACGUUAUGCAGGAGAACAUCACGAAGGUGAUUGAAAGAGGCGAGCGGCUGGAUGACCUGCAGGAUAAAUCAGAAAGUUUAUCAGACAACGCAACAGCUUUUAGCAACAGAGCCAAGCAGCUUCGGAGGCAGAUGUGGUGGCGAGGCUGCAAGAUGAAGGCGAUUAUAGUGCUGGUGGCGGUUGUUCUCCUGCUCGUGAUUAUCGUACCCAUAGUCCUGAAGUACCAUACCUGACGGGGCAGCUGGAGGCUUCAGUGGAGCUGGCUCUGGGAUAACCAAACUGCUG